Molecule: messenger RNA, 474 nt
Organism: Gopherus flavomarginatus (Mexican gopher tortoise)
Lineage: Eukaryota; Metazoa; Chordata; Testudines; Testudinidae
Product: zinc finger protein 560-like
Exons: 5
Coding region: 33-422 (129 amino acids)
Biological process (GO): regulation of DNA-templated transcription
Source: RefSeq, a predicted model, not a curated record
CAUCCCAGCCUGGCGUGGGACAGGGAAGAGAAAUGGCUGCAGUGGAGUCAGUCCAGGGGCUGGUGACCUUCAAGGAGAUGGCUAUGUAUUUCACCAGGGAAGAGUGGGCUCUGCUGGACCCCACUCAGAGAGCCCUCUACUGGGAUGUCAUGCAGGAGAACUAUGAGACUGUGACCUCGCUGGGCCAGAGAAUAACAUCCAUGUUUCGCUGCAGAUCAUCUCGUCCUCCCAGGGACAAGGAAAUGGCUGCAAUGGAGCUGGCUCAGGGGCCGGUGACCUUCGAGGAGGUGGCUGUGUAUUUCUCCAGGGAAGAGGGGACUCUGCUGGACCCCACUCAGAGAGCCCUCUACAGAGAUGUCAUGCAGGGGAACUAUGAGACGAUGGUCUUGCUGGCCUCAAUAGGUCCCUGUGAUGGAAUGUAAGGCUACAUCUAGACUACCCACCGUAUCGGCGGGUUAAAAUCGAUUGCUCGGG